Molecule: messenger RNA, 2761 nt
Organism: Betta splendens (Siamese fighting fish)
Lineage: Eukaryota; Metazoa; Chordata; Actinopteri; Anabantiformes; Osphronemidae
Gene: hs3st3b1a
Product: heparan sulfate (glucosamine) 3-O-sulfotransferase 3B1a
Exons: 3
Coding region: 560-1672 (370 amino acids)
Molecular function (GO): [heparan sulfate]-glucosamine 3-sulfotransferase activity
Source: RefSeq, a predicted model, not a curated record
UGCUAAUCCUCCGCUAGCUCCGGGGUGCAGGGGGACCGGGGGCCUUUGACCUGCACCGAGAGGAGGCGCUAACAAACACGCUCACACCGAACCUUUGGUGACACGUAGCUCACAGUCGCGCGGCUUCUUCACUGCAGUGACGGCAUUGAAAAAGAUUACCCAGCUUUUCCUGACUUUACCUGCCGCACGUUUACUCUGAAACCAUCUACCGGAAGCGGAUCUUGCAGCGCGCGGGCGCGCGCGUCUUGACGGCGCCGCCUGGCACAGUAGAUAACUUGAUGCUGCCGCGUGAGCGCUCGCACACGGAGAGCAAGUGAUGGGAGACGAGCUCGGCGCCUGACGCUCGCGUCGCUCACAUGGCGGAGUUUCCAGAGCCUGGUUUAUGAUUCUUUCCAUCUCAGAUUUUUGUUGUUUCGCAAUAAACCUGAAGCACUGGUGAUUUUUUUUACCCCCGUUUUGCCUCUUAUUUUUUUGGAAUUGUUCGAUAUUUGAGCCAUGAUGUGACUCACUGCUGCCAAAAUGCCUGUUAACUGGAAUAUAACUUUUUCACGGCUGUCCUAUGGAAUAUAGUCUGAUCUUACACAGCCUUCAUGUUGUGCCAUCACCCCACGUGAAAAACAAACUCUUCGUCUUCUGCAUAAUGCUGUCCCUUUGGGUCUAUAUGAUUUAUUGCUGCGUUGGCUACUGCUCGACGAUGCCGAACCUGGCGUACGGUUCGGUGAACCGAGCCGAGGGCGACGCGGACGGUGACAACCGGGGGUCCUCCUUAGGAGCGUCCAGGGACCUCCUGAACAACGAGAGCGACCUGGACAGCAGAGGGGACGAGUGGGAGGAAACGAGGGCCGACGCGAAGGCGUUGGGAGAUAAUGUCAUGUCAAGUUUCCUAAAUGAGUCGGAAAGUAAGAAAUUGCCCCAGGCGAUCAUUAUCGGGGUGAAGAAAGGAGGCACCCGCGCGCUGCUGGAGUUCCUGCGCCUGCAUCCAGACAUCAGAGCGGUGGGAGCAGAGCCGCACUUCUUCGACCGCAACUACGACAAAGGGCUGGAGUGGUACAGGGAAUUGAUGCCCAAGUCAGCCGAGGGCCAGCUGACGAUGGAGAAGACCCCCAGCUACUAUGUCACCAAGGAGGUCCCGUCUCGAAUCUACACCAUGUCCAAAGACACGAAGCUGAUCGUGGUCGUCCGCGACCCGGUCACGCGCGCCAUCUCGGACUACACGCAGACGCGCUCCAAGAAGCCCGACAUCCCCUCCUUCGAGAGCCUGACCUUCAAGAACGCGUCGUCGGGCCUGAUCGACACCGCGUGGAGCGCCGUCCAGAUCGGCAUGUACGCCAAGCACCUGGAGCGCUGGCUCCAGUACUUCCCCAUGGGCCAGCUGCUGUUCGUCAGCGGCGAGCGGCUGAUCAGCGACCCCGCUGGCGAGGUGGCCCGCGUCCAGGACUUCCUGGGCCUCCGCAGGGUGGUCACGGAGGAGCAUUUCCACUUCAACCCAGCAAAGGGCUUCCCCUGUCUGAAGAGGCCCGAGGCGAAUAGCAAGCCACACUGCCUGGGCAAAACCAAAGGAAGGACCCAUCCUAAUAUCGACCCAGAGGUGGUGCAGAGGCUACGGGACUUCUAUAAACCCUUUAAUAGUAGGUUUUACCAGCUGACUGGUCAUGACUUUGGCUGGGACUGAGAUGAAAUCCAUGAUGCUGGAGGCUGCUAUUGGUCACUUGCUGAAUGAUGUCAUCACUCUGGAGAUAUUGUUAUACAUCGUAUGUACAGUAUUUGGUGGAUGUGUAAAAAAAUUCAGAAGUCUAUUUUAUGGUAAUUUAUUGCUAUGAUACGAGCUCACUAAGCUGCCUAACCAGGGUUACUCAUGGUUCACUGCGUCAGGUCCACUUUUAUUUGACAUCAAGGACAAAAAUAGUUUGUGAAAGCACAAUAAUUUACGGGUAUUAUGAGAAGGGGCCGGUUUUCCGUGGUUCACCAACUUUUUCUUUUACCUUUGCUUUCGCUCGGCCGUCUUCUGAAUGAGAUCCAACUUUGCAAACAGCUGGUAAUAUCCCCUUAACAUUUGUCUGACCCUCAAAAGGUCUGUGGACCCACUUAGCAUGGUCGAUACAGGCCCCCAGCUGAUCCAGUAGCACUCGCCAGGUGGAUCAAUACUGUAAUAGCUCCUCAUCAUGUCAAUUAGAUCUGAGUGAUUGCGCUGCUGCGGUCUCCGGAGUACUGCAAUAAAACACAGAUCCAUUAAUGGCAGGAGGGUUACGGUUGAAACGUCCAGUUAAUAUAAUAUACAUUUCCACAUUUCUCCCAAGGAAUGUUGAUUAGGGUUCAAUAGAGGCGUCUCCUGAGGUUUAUUCCUUUAAAAGAAAUUAUAAUUUAUUGCUCUUUCUAAAGUUACCUUUACAUGUUUGAGUAGCACUUGGUAUUACAGCUUGAUAAGUCACGAGCAACUGGAAUAGAAAUGUAAUAAUAAAGAAUUAUUAUCACUGUAAUUACCCGCUAUAGAUAUUCUUAAUGAAUAUCUAUGUUGCAAAGAUGGAGUUUGUGAAGUGGAAAAGCGUUUACAGUGCAGGUGAAACUGAGCCCAUCUUCACACGGACCCCGUGAACGCAUCCUUCUCUUCAACCUCUUCGAGCGCUAAGAAGCUGCUUCUUGUUCGGAGAGGCCACACUUUUGCGUUUUGUGUUCGUUGCUUUGCCGACAUGGAAACCGAGCAGAGUUGACUGAAACGUCCUGUCAUUUUUAUGAAGUAAGAAAUAAAUAUGUUUCAUGAAAA